UCUCUAUGGUCGGAAGCCGGGCGGCGCUCUAGGCCGCCUCUCGAUGGUGCGGGCGGUUGCUAGGCGGUGCGGGGCCUAGGCCGCGGCGGGUCGGCGCCGCCAUGGCCGCCUCGGCCUCCGGCGCGGCGGGGCCGGCGGACGGGGCCUGCGUGCUGUGCUGCGGGGAGCUGGAGGUGGUGGCGCUGGGGCGCUGCGACCACCCCAUCUGCUACCGCUGCUCCGUGCGGAUGCGGGCGCUGUGCGGGGUGCGGUACUGCGCGGUCUGCCGGGAGGAGCUGGGCCAGGUUGUUUUUGGGAGGAAACUGACGUCCUUCUCAGCAGUAGCACUGCACCAGCUGCAGCAUGAGAAGAAAUACGACAUCUAUUUUACGGAUGGAGAAGUUUACGCCCUGUACAGGAAGCUGCUGCAGCACGAGUGCCCCUUGUGUCCGGAUGCGAAGCCCUUCAACACCUUUGCAGACCUGGAGCAGCACAUGAGGAAGCAGCACGAGCUCUUCUGUUGCAAACUCUGUGUCAAACACUUGAAGAUCUUCACCUACGAGCGGAAGUGGUAUUCCCGCAAGGACCUGGCCCGUCACCGCAUCCACGGGGACCCAGAUGACACCUCCCACCGUGGCCACCCCCUCUGCAAGUUCUGUGACGAGCGUUACCUGGACAACGAUGAGUUACUGAAACAUCUGCGACGGGAUCAUUAUUUCUGUCACUUCUGUGACUCUGAUGGUGCUCAGGAAUACUACAGCGACUACGAGUACCUGCGGGAGCACUUCCGGGAGCAGCACUUCCUGUGCGAGGAGGGCCGGUGCAGCACGGAGCAGUUCACCCACGCCUUCCGCACCGAGAUCGACUACAAGGCGCACCGCAGCGCCUGCCACAGCCGCAGCCGCGCCGAGGCCCGCCAGAACCGCCACAUCGACCUGCAGUUCAGCUACACCCCCCGGCACCCCCGCCGCGAGGGUGUCAUAGGUGGAGAGGACUAUGAAGAAGUUGACCGGUACAACAGGCAGGGGAGGUCAGGCAGACUGGGCGGCCGAGGAGGUCAGCAAAACAGAAGAGGCAGCUGGAGAUACAAGAGGGAGGAAGAAGACCGAGACGUGGCAGCAGCCGUCAGGGCGUCGGUGGCAGCCAAACGGCAGGAGGAGAGAAAACGGGUGGAAGACAAAGAGGACAGCAGCAGCAGAGGGAGGAAGGAGGACCUGAGGGAUUCUGAGGUGCUCAGCUCCAAACGUGUGCCAAAACCUUCCAGUGAGGUGACAGAAGCAGCUGCUAAUGGAGUUUUAAGCCAAGAUGAUUUCCCAGCCAUUGGUUCAGCAGCAGGACCUCUACAAGGCUCUGCCCAGCUAGCAGCAGUUAAGCUGAAGGAAGAAGAUUUCCCAAGUUUGUCCUCCUCUGCAGCACCCACUAUCUCUUCUGGGAUGGCUUUGACAUACACGGUGACUGCAAAGAAAACAGCUUUCCAGGAGGAGGAUUUUCCAGCUCUGGUGUCCAAGAUGAGGCCAAACAAUAAAACAGUGACUAACAUCACAUCUGCGUGGAACAAUGGUUCCAGUAAAAAUGUGGUCAAAGCCAUUAGCAGUCCCUGUGUCCACCAGAUGGCCAAAAAAUCAUCCUUGAACAGCUCCAAGGGGAGUAAGAAGAGCAAUAAACUCUCUCAUUCAGAUGAUGAAGACGGUAGUGGCUUGACAACCCAGGAGAUCAGAAGCACACCAACCAUGUUCGAUGUGUCGUCCUUGCUGGCAGCUUCUACCUCACAAACUUUUACAAAAGUGGGCAAGAAAAAGAAGAUGGGGGUUGAGAAGCAGAGACCAUCCUCCCCACACCUGCCCCAGGAGACACUGUUACCCAGGUCAUCGACGGACAAGCUGCCAGAAGCAGAGCAGACACCAAACGUGUCCUCUUCUCUUCAUGCCCCUGACAGAGCCACAGCUGUCACCAAUGGCCACUCAGAAAAGCCCUCAGCCAUCUGCAGCACACCCAAAGAGCCCCCUGGCCUUAAAAAGCCCACAGUGACUAACAAAUGCCCUUUACCUCAGGAAGACUUCCCAGCCCUUGGGAGCUCAGGAUCGGCUCGGAUGCCCCCGCCACCAGGCUUUAACACUGUGGUGCUAUUAAAGAGUCCUCCUCCGCCUCCGGGACUGUCGGUGCCUGUUAGUAAACCCCCUCCAGGUUUUGCUGUUAUUCCAUCCACCAAUCUCUCUGAACCUGUCACUACAUCUUUGAAAGAGCCAAAACCCUGUCACGGAUCCUACUUGAUACCUGAAAACUUCCAGCAGAGGAACAUCCAGCUGAUCCAAUCCAUUAAAGAAUUCCUCCAAAGUGAUGAGUCCAAGUUCAACAAAUUUAAGACUCAUUCUGGGCAAUUUAGGCAGGGGCUGAUUUCUGCAGCACAGUACUACAAGAGCUGCCGAGAGCUGCUGGGAGAGAACUUCAAGAAGAUCUUUAACGAGUUGUUGGUGUUGCUGCCAGACACAGUCAAGCAACAGGAACUGCUUUCUGCUCACAACGAUUUCAGAAUCAAAGAGAAACAAAGCUCAAACAAACCCAAAAAGAACAAAAAGAAUGUUUGGCAGAUGGACUCCAGCUCUGAUCUCGACUGCUGCAUCUGUCCCACGUGUAAGCAAGUGCUAACCCAGCAGGACAUUGUCACCCAUAAAGCUUUGCAUAUCGAGGACGAGGAGUUCCCUUCCCUCCAAGCAAUCAGCAGAAUCAUCAGUUAGCUUUUCUGAAGACCAAUAAAAGUCUCUCUCUAUGAA
Messenger RNA from Apus apus (common swift), 2750 nucleotides. RefSeq names its product zinc finger protein 598, E3 ubiquitin ligase (gene ZNF598). The transcript has 12 exons. Gene Ontology annotation, biological process: rescue of stalled cytosolic ribosome; protein ubiquitination. The record is from RefSeq and is a predicted model, not a curated record. NCBI's taxonomy places the organism in Eukaryota, Metazoa, Chordata, Aves, Apodiformes, Apodidae. Gene Ontology annotation, molecular function: ubiquitin protein ligase activity; ribosome binding. Bases 102 to 2714 code for a protein of 870 amino acids.